UUUGCGUCGGGUUGCUGCAUCGUAUUUUCUCGAUUAAUAAUUGUACAUUUUUGGCUGCAAAAGUUAAUUUUUAUUGUUGAUGAGCUAACUAUAGUGUCAUUAUCUAUCAGUGACAGGGAGUUUUAUAUUUUAAACGAAGUUUCUACCAGGAAUUUGUGAUUUAAAAUUCAUCCCGGCUAGGAAUUACCGACCAUUGUGUGUGUUUAUUCCCGGUCGCAACAUUAUUUGCAAAAGAGUGACAGUGUGUUAGUGCAGGAAUGGAUCAGCAACAAAAGUUGCACCGAAGGGAUUUGCAGCUACCGUUCGCAUCCAGGGAGGGAACCGCUGGAAUAACCUCGGUUGACGCUACGAUUGAAGAUACGGGAGGCCAUAGCGAAAAGCGGAAACGUCGCGUACUGGAAUGUGAUAGUGAAGAAGAUGAUUUUGCUGGUUUCGAUGAAGACGACGCCGCUGGCAGUGAGAACGGAGUGUUGAGCCCACCAAGACCUUCCAGUUCAUCGGUAAUUUCAAAAAAGGUCAAAGAAUUUGAAGCCCAUUUGUCGAAGACUGGAACGUUUCAGCCUAAAAAUUCUACGGCAGAAGAAGGCGUUGCUGUGAACGACCAGGUGGAGAUGGAAUCUCUAGUUGGUUUUGCACCAGCGGUAGUGUCCGGAGUGUUUGACAACAGUAGUAAGACGAUAGCAGCUAAUCAGGUAAAGCGAAAGGUAGCUGCUGUUGUCAAUGCGCAAGAUGAAGCAUUCCGAGUGCCAUUCAAAUAUGGUUGGAAAAGAGAAUUGGUGUAUCGAGCUAAUCUGGACGGUAAUAGUAAAGACAAGGGGGAAGUUUACUACAUUACACCAUCUGGUAAAAAACUGCGUACCCGGAAUGACAUCGUGAUGGCUUUACACGAUGGACUAACAAUGGAUAAUUUUACGUUUGUUAAGGAUCCUGUCGGUGGCUCUCCAGACGAAGAGAUUAUUAGGAGCGCCAAAACGUAUGGUUCAACUCCGAGACGUUCCAUCACUUCGGCUUCAGUGUUAGAUAUUCCAACAGAGAACAACCUCGGAAAACGCAUUCCAAAACCGAAAAUGCCCAAAGGCUCAAGUCCAACUCCACCCUCAUCGUAUGCGCGUAGUUCUAUGAGUUCAGCGCGCACGCCUCCGUCUUCGCGAUCGAACUCGCAAACGUCUCCAAAAUCAGGUGCAACGAUGACCGCCGCUCGUGGUCCUGCAUUGGUUGCAGCUGGAACAAAACCGAAUGAAAAUACUUUCGGUGCAGCUAAAUCGGUCAAAGCUAAAAGCAAAGUCGAAACAUGCACCAUCCAGUGUCUACCGGCUAUGGGAAUGAUUCCUCAGCUACAGUGCAUUUCCUGUCUCUGCAUGUACCACCCGGAAUGUGUCGGGGCAACCACGGCAGAGACUCUCGCCCGUCGUUUUACCUGUAAGAUGUGCUUAGAUGAACAAACCACUCUUUCGGAGCCUGAUAGUGCUCCUAUCAUAACAAAGUCUACCGUAAAUUACACAGCCGCAAUAAUGCCACUUACUACUCAAUCAUUAAACAACGGAAACACACAACCGGCGGUUCUAUCAACUGAAAAACGUAGGAAAUCAACACCACCGCAACAGCCUCCAAAAACUGGACCAGGAACGCCCAAAAGCAGUGGAAAAGAACCACCUCCACAGGAUUUAUUAGUAAUUGGCAACCAUCAGUUUAUAGUUGUCCCUAAAGGCAAACCAACGGUGAAAAAUAAAAAAAAAUCCAAGUUAUCCCAAUCAACGCAACCAACACAGCAUCAAUCUGUUGUAUCUGAUGAAACACGAAAAAUGCUUGGUAAUACUAAAACCACUUCUCAAAAUAGUCGAAAUUUCAUUGCCGCUGAUCUAGCCGCUAUACGAAGCGAUUCCGAUACUCUUGUGUCACGAUCAUCCUCGCUAGCUGCCGGUGCUGAACAGAAUCGCCUGUUUGCAUCCAACUUUUUCUCCAAUGUGUCGAUUGGUUACGAUGUGCUACAGCAAACUUUCCAGUAUCUCAAAGUACAGGAGCUCUUACGUGCCAGCUGUGUUUGUCGGAUGUGGAACCAAGUGGCCAAUCAUCCCAGAUUGUGGAGAACUGUGCGUAUGAAGAAUUCGCAUGUUAAUGAUUGGACUGGCUUGGUGGAUACGCUACGAAAGAAUGGUACCAAACAUUUAGAUCUGAGAAAGAUGCUGAUCUCCGGAAAUAGUGACGAAAUGUGGCAGAGUUUUAUGGAGAAUAUUUCCCACGUAGAGCAUUUGGAAAGGAUUGAUUUGUGUCGCUGCUCAUCAGUAGUAGUCGGAAAUUUGCUCAAAUCUAACCCAAGCCUUAAGGUUAUCAACGCACUAGCCAUUAAAAAUGAUCCUAUGGAUUUUUCCUAUUUUGAACAUGGAAAGUUUCUCCAAGAGCUGCGGCUUAAAUCAUCUGCAGCCGUAUCGGUAGAAAGUGACUUUUCUCAGCUUGGUUUUUUGACUACCUUACGGCAUCUGUCCUUAACGUCCAUCUUAAAGUUGGGAUCUACUUCAAUUAUUGCUCUCAGCAAUUUAGUAAAUCUAGAAUCACUUGAGCUAGGAGAAUGUACAGAAAUCGGGGUGAAUCUGGCAGAUGUCCUGCCAAAAUUAUUCAAACUACAACGAUUACGAUUGGAAAAAGGUCAGGAGAAUUUUAAUAUGUUUGCUGUACUAGAAGGAAUUGCGAAAGCUCCAAGUUUGACUCAAUUGGAACUGAUCAACUGUGACGUAAAAGUUGGUUUCGACAAGCACAUAAAUAAAUGCAGUAACAUCAGGAAACUGCUAUUGAUUCCAACCUAUAUUUCACAGUCGGCAGCUACAAAUCACAUGGUGCUAAGUGGCGUAGCAAAAUUGAGAGACACAUUAAAAUUAUUCAUAUGGACGGUGACUGUAGAACUGUUACGUGUCACCGAGCUGUACAUCGAUCAAUGUGAUACUAAGAAUCGCGAUGAAAAGAACAGUCCCGGGGAAAGCAUACCAAUCCUAAAGCCAGUCCCUGGAGUGGACGAAGUUCCAACCGCAAACAGUUCUAAUACAUCGGACGCGCCAGCCCAGGUAGAAAUUGUUCCACUGACCACAGUUAAUAAAAUUUUGGAUCGAUCGCUACCAAGGACCAAGUUGAAGAUAUUGAAAAUUCCAUUCGCUAGUACAUGGAAACAAGGUAUGAUUGAAAUAUGCUAGAAUUAUUUUGCCAAUAUUGAAGUUAGAACAAGAAGGUUAUCUUCACUUAAUGCAUAUAAUUUUAAUAUCGACGCGUAGUUAGCACUCAUACGAAUUCUAUGUGUGAGCAUACUUUCAUGUAAGUGUAAGACACAGCUAAGUUAUUUUUAAAAUUUGGUAGGCGUUACCCAAACUGUACAUACAAUAACGCAUCUUGCAUAUAGUGUCGAAAGAAGGUAUCUAAUUUAAGUAUAGAUUUGAUAUAAUACGUAUGGUCACACACACACACGGUCACCGUUGUUCAUUUUACAAUUGCUUAGAUAAAACAACAAACACCAAGAUUAUUUGUUUUACAAUUCAUCUCUUAUUUGAACAUGUUUUUCAGUUAUAAUUAAAGAUAGCGCAGCAAUGAUUUUUCCUGGACGAAUAGUCUUUUUUUAAGAACACUAUAAGUAAAUUGAAAUCAACUAGACGCAAUGGUGUAUAAAUUUUUGCUUAACUCAAACAUUGUUUUAUGUUGUUGCCGUCUUCACUUUUGUAGACGUAAACAUAGUGUAGAAAAUGUAACAAUUAUUCAACUGAGAAUACAUAUGUAAG
Messenger RNA from Sabethes cyaneus, 3758 nucleotides. Its product is annotated as F-box/LRR-repeat protein 7. The coding region runs from base 258 to 3182 and encodes 974 amino acids. The transcript is spliced from 10 exons. The record is from RefSeq and is a predicted model, not a curated record. Gene Ontology annotation, molecular function: DNA binding; protein binding. Lineage: Eukaryota; Metazoa; Arthropoda; Insecta; Diptera; Culicidae.